CCCUGUCAAUAAUCCCGAAUCCAGACUCUCUCUAUUUCCAUCCCUCUCUAUCUGUCAAUCAGCGCCGCCUUUGAACUGAAAACCACUCCGACCAACUUCAACUCUCUCAAUCCGAGCACCGCGGCUCCUUCUCCGGCUUGCCCUUUUCCGCCGAGAGCCCCCUUUUUCUUUUUUGGGACUUUUUUUUUUUUUAAUGUGGGACCGCGAACGCCACACGUUGCGUGUGUGUGCGUGUUAUUUUUUUUUAACCGGAGGGGGGGAAACGCCAGCAACGACACCCCCGAAGUCGCGGAAAGUGGGACUUUUUCGACGGCGAGGGCUCCUUUUUUCAAAAUAGAAAAAGUUUCUCCUUUUGGAGAUAUUCCCCCCACCCCCCCGGCACCGCUACCGAGAGCAGCAGCAGCAGCAGCAAGCUAGCCGCCUUCAGUGAAGCUCGUGGGGGGGAAAAAACAACAAAAAAAAGCAAGCAGGGCGAGAAAAUGCCGCAACUUAACGGCGGUGGAGGGGACGACCUGGGCGCCAACGACGAGAUGAUCUCGUUCAAAGACGAAGGCGAGCAGGAGGAGAAAAUCUCGGAGAACUCGUCGGCCGAAAGGGAUUUAGCGGACGUCAAGUCGUCGCUCGUCAACGAGUCGGAAACAAAUCAGAACAGCUCGUCCGACUCGGAGGCGGAGAGACGGCCUCCGCCUCGGUCUGAAACUUUCAGAGACAAAACGCGAGAAAGUUUAGAGGAGGCAGCGAAAAGGCAAGAUGGAGGGCUGUUCAAGAGCCCACCGUACCCGGGCUAUCCGUUUAUUAUGAUCCCCGAUCUCACCAGCCCCUACCUCCCCAACGGAUCACUUUCUCCCACAGCGCGCACAUACCUACAGAUGAAAUGGCCCCUGCUAGAUGUUCAACCAGGAGGUCUUCAAAGUAGACAAGCACUUAAAGAUGCCAGGUCCCCGUCACCGGCACACAUCGUUGGGCCCUUCUGCUGGGAAUUCCCUGGACAGUCAGAUCUGAGCCUUCACCAAUUUCAUUUGUCGAAUAAGGUUCCAGUGGUUCAGCACCCUCACCACGUGCACCCUCUCACACCGCUGAUCACGUACAGCAAUGAGCACUUCACACCGGGGAACCCACCACCACACCUACAGACAGACGUCGACCCCAAAACAGGAAUUCCAAGGCCUCCGCAUCCCCCGGAUAUUUCUCCUUAUUAUCCGCUGUCACCUGGCGCUGUCGGCCAGAUCCCCCAUCCCCUAGGAUGGUUAGUACCACAGCAAGGUCAACCUGUUUAUCCAAUCACAACAGGGGGUUUUAGACACCCCUACCCAACUGCGCUCACUGUCAACGCAUCCAUGUCAAGUCUUCUGUCCUCUAGAUUUCCCCCACACAUGGUGCCCCCCCACCACGGUUUGCACACCACGGGCAUCCCGCACCCGGCCAUCGUCACGCCCAACGUCAAGCAGGAAUCCUCCCACAGCGACAUCAGCUCCCUCAACAGUUCGAAACAGUCAGAUGCUAAAAAGGAGGAGGAGAAGAAGAAGCAGGUGCACAUAAAGAAGCCGUUGAACGCCUUCAUGCUGUACAUGAAGGAGAUGCGAGCCAAGGUGGUGGCCGAAUGCACGCUGAAGGAGAGCGCCGCCAUCAACCAGAUUCUGGGCCGGAGGUGGCACGCGCUAUCGAGGGAGGAACAGGCCAAGUACUAUGAGCUGGCCAGGAAAGAACGACAGCUCCACAUGCAGCUGUACCCCGGCUGGUCGGCCCGAGACAACUAUGCGGCUAACCAACAGGGGAAAAGGAAGAAGAGAAAAAGGGAAAAGCAGCAAGCGGAGAGCAACGAACACAGAGAAUAUUUUCCAAACCCUUGCCUUUCACUCCCUCCGAUUACAGACCUGAGCGCUCCUAAGAAGUGUCGAGCGCGCUUUGGGCUCGAUCAACAGAAUAACUGGUGUGGCCCGUGCAGGAGGAAAAAAAAGUGCAUUCGCUACAUCCAAGGUGAAGGCAGCUGCGCCAGUCCUCCCUCCUCGGACGGAAGCUUCCCAGACUCCCCCCCGUCCUCGCCCUCCUCCGUGGUCCCGUCCCCCUCGCCAAAAGAGUCCAAACCUCAGACUGAACAAAUGCAACCUCUCUCACUGACUAUGAAACCCGCCCACCAGCCGCUCCUCCCUCACCCGCACCUCCUGGCCGUGCCGCCGGAACACGUCACGGCGGCGAGCCGGAAAACGCCGGCCCCGGAACCCGGCGACAUCCCACCCUCGCGGCUACCGGGCCCCUCGGUGGUGUCCCCCGUGGCCCGGCCCUCGCCACUGCUGUGUCAUUCCCACUCGCUGCAGCCUCUGUCGCUUGUGACCAAGUCUAUAGAGUAGUGGUCGGACCUUCUCCUUCUUUCGUUUUUCUAGUCGCCACUAGCUAUUGUUCUGUUUUGAAGUUCAUUGGUCAAUAUUUGACCCGCCGAGGAACCGUCGAAUUGUCCUAAAGAAUUUAAACCAGGAGCUGUAGUCCAGCUCGAUAAAACUUUUUCUUUUUCGGAAAUCCUUUUUUGUUUCCUACAAACGUUGAUCGGAGGCAACUGGACUUGUUUUGGUUUGCUGGAGAUGUUUUCAAAUUUGAUCCAAAAGGCUUCUUCGGUCAAAUGUAGAAGUGAAGAAGCCAGGUCAUCCACGUCCUGGUAAUCUGCAAAAGUUGAAUCAAAGCAACAUGACUCUCCUUGGUUGUUACAAGACGUUUUCAAUAAUAAUCCUUUAGGCUUCUGGAGUCAAGGUAAAAAUGUCUUCGACAACCAAGAAUAUUCUUUUUUGUUAAUGUUUUCACCUUUAAUGCAGACCUUUUCUUCAGUUCGAGGUUUAGAAUUGAAGAAGCUCUACCGAGAGUCAAUCUGCCUCCCUUCAGCUUUUGGUUAUUGCAGAUGUUCACCUUCUAUCCAAAAUGCUUCUUCAGUUAAAUUUUAAACUGAAGACACCAAGUCAACCAGGUCAUGGUAAUCCACAAAAGAACUCUGGACUCAACUGAAAUUUAACUUGGUUGUUGAAGAUGUUUCCACAUUUAAUCCAAAAGGCUUCUUCGGUUCUAAAUCUGACUAAAGAAGCCUUUUGGAAUAAACGGGAAAAUGUUUAAGUUCCAGUUUCCUCCAAAAGGCUUCUUCAUCAAAUUUAGAAUUGAAGAAGUCAGGUCAUCCGGGUCAUGGUCAUCGGCAAAAGUUGAAUUGAAGCAAUUGGACUCUUCUUGGUUGUUGAAGACUUCAGUUCUAAAUAUGAGUGAAGCAGUAUUUUAGUUUAAAGGUGAAAACCUCUUCCACAACCGAGAAGAUUCCAGUUGCUGCAACUCUUGUGGGUGAUCGUGACCUGGAUGACUUGCUAUCUACAGACAUGUCUUUUUUUUCCAGCUUUCGUGUUUUUGUUUUUUGUUUUUUUUCUUCGAACAACAGCGGACACAACAAGCUAAAGGCUAGCGUUGGUUCUCCUUCUUUAUUUGUAUUAAAUACGAGCUUGCGAACCAAUCACACCCUUUCACACAGCGCACGAGGGCGAGAGGCUAGUGGCGACCGCGCACCGAGGAACAACUUUGAAUUGUGAUGUUACUUGUUCUUGUUGAAAUGUACAGAAUAAAACAAAACGGGGUUUGGGGCGAAGGGGAGGGAGGGACGGGCUGGUCGGGUCGGGGAUAUUGUUAAUUAUGCAUUCUUCCACUGCUUUUUCUUUGUUUACCUUUCGGGGUGGGCGGGUGUUCAAGGGAUCGUUGGAUUGAAAAUGUCACCACGCUAGGACCAGUAGUAUUUAUUGCUUUAGAGAUUUUGCUCGUUGUAUCUUGUGCGUGUCUCUUUUUUGACCUUUGAGUUCCUUUUUCUUAAAAAAAAAUGUUGUACAAAUAUUUUUUCUUAAGGUAAGCGACAUAUAUAUAUAUAUAUAUAUAUAGAUAUAUAUAUAUAUAUAUAUACAUACACGAACAAUCCAUUUUUACAAGGUUUUAAAAGGCAUCUUUUUUUCCACCCCCCCCCCCCCUCCCCCCCAUCUUGUUUUCUAAAAACCCAGAUUCCGCUCUUGUGUACUGUGUCGAUCUCACCAAGCCAACGUAUGCACAUAUUUCGAAAAACGCGUCGAUAAGCCAUUGUACUAAAAAUCAGUGUGUCGAAAGCCCUUCCCUUCGCCAUUUUCAUCCCUCAGACUGUUGAUCCGCCGUGUACAGAUUUUUCCGUGCCAAAUUUGUGUGAUCAUUUCAUUCCCCCCCAGACCAUGCUGUAAGGAUCCUCUUUUUUUCGGUUAAGUUCAACGCCAUCCUUUUGCUGUGACGUUACAUAGAUUGCUAUGUAUGUAGUAUAAAUGUUGCUAUAACAAAUGUGUUUGGUAGCAAAUUGUCAAAUAUUACAAAUUUAAACCUAAUAAAAAUAAAAAAAAUAAAAAAAGACGGGCAUCAUACUGUAUAAAACCCACACGGGCCAAAUUCUGUAUAUUAGGAGGUUCAUAAAAAAACUAUUAAAUACAAAAAAAAAACAAAAAACAAACUGCCACUUUUAAGUACACUACUACAUAUAGGUAGG
Messenger RNA from Phycodurus eques (leafy seadragon), 4516 nucleotides. RefSeq names its product transcription factor 7 like 2 (gene tcf7l2). Gene Ontology annotation, molecular function: DNA-binding transcription factor activity, RNA polymerase II-specific; RNA polymerase II cis-regulatory region sequence-specific DNA binding. NCBI's taxonomy places the organism in Eukaryota, Metazoa, Chordata, Actinopteri, Syngnathiformes, Syngnathidae. The record is from RefSeq and is a predicted model, not a curated record. Gene Ontology annotation, biological process: regulation of transcription by RNA polymerase II; canonical Wnt signaling pathway. Gene Ontology annotation, cellular component: catenin-TCF7L2 complex; beta-catenin-TCF complex. The transcript is spliced from 15 exons. The coding region runs from base 480 to 2348 and encodes 622 amino acids.